CCUCCACAACUUCCCUCACCAGAUAUUUCUAAACUCUGUCACUGACGAACCAUUGAGUUUAACUAGUUACAGUCGACAACAAUGGAGGAGCUGGAUCGUUCCCGCGCUUUCGCCAAAGACGUCAAGCGUAUCGUCGUUAAGGUUGGAACCGGUGUUGUGACUGGAAAAAGUGGAAGACUGGCUCUUGGUCGCUUAGGAGCUCUCUGUGAACAGCUUGCGGAAUUAAACUCGGAUGGAUUUGAGGUGAUAUUGGUGUCAUCUGGUGCGGUUGGCCUUGGCCGUCAAAGGCUUCGCUACAGACAGUUAGUCAAUAGCAGCUUUGCGGAUCUCCAGAAGCCUCAGACUGAACUUGAUGGAAAGGCUUGUGCUGGUGUUGGACAAAGCAGUCUUAUGGCUUACUAUGAGACUAUGUUCGACCAGCUGGAUGUGACGGCGGCUCAACUUCUGGUGAAUGACAGCAGUUUCAGAGACAAGGAUUUCAGGAAGCAACUUAAUGAAACAGUCCAGUCCAUGCUUGAUCUGAGGGUGAUUCCUAUUUUCAACGAGAAUGAUGCUAUUAGCACCAGAAGAGCUCCUUAUCAGGACUCCUCUGGCAUCUUUUGGGAUAACGACAGCUUAGCUGCUCUACUAGGGUUGGAACUCAAAGCUGAUCUUCUGAUCAUUCUGAGCGAUGUCGAAGGUCUUUACACCGGCCCUCCAAGUGACCCUGACUCAAAACUGAUCCACACAUUCAUCAAAGAAAAACAUCAAGAUGAGAUCACAUUCGGCGACAAGUCAAGACUAGGAAGAGGUGGCAUGACUGCAAAGGUCAAAGCUGCAGUGAAUGCAGCUUAUGCUGGGAUCCCUGUCAUCAUAACCAGUGGGUAUUCAGCUGAGAACAUAGAUAAAGUCCUCAGAGGACUGCGUGUUGGAACGUUAUUCCAUCAAGAUGCUCGUUUAUGGGCUCCUGUCACAGAUUCUAAUGCUCGUGACAUGGCAGUUGCUGCAAGGGAGAGUUCAAGAAAGCUUCAGGCCUUAUCUUCAGAAGAUAGGAAACAUAUUCUGUAUACUGUCGCCGAUGCUCUUGAAGCGAAUGAGAAAACGAUCAUAGAUGAGAAUGAGUUAGAUGUGGCUGCUGCACAAGAAGCUGGACUUGAAGAGUCAUUGGUGGCUCGCUUAGUUAUGACACCUGCUAAGAUCAUGAGCCUUGCAGCUUCAGUUCGUAAACUAGCUGAUAUGGAAGAUCCUAUUGGCCGUGUUUUAAAGAAAACUGAGGUGGCAGAUGGUCUUGUUCUAGAAAAGACCUCAUCACCAUUAGGUGUACUCCUGAUUGUUUUUGAGUCCAGACCUGAUGCACUUGUACAGAUAGCUUCACUUGCCAUCAGGAGUGGGAAUGGACUUCUAUUGAAGGGUGGAAAGGAGGCCCGGCGAUCAAAUGCUAUCUUACACAAGGUGAUUACUGAUGCAAUUCCAGAGACUGUUGGUGGUAAACUCAUCGGACUUGUGACUUCAAGAGAAGAGAUUCCUGAUUUGCUCAAGCUUGAUGAUGUUAUUGAUCUUGUGAUCCCAAGAGGCAGCAACAAGCUUGUUUCCCAGAUCAAAAAUACUACAAAGAUCCCUGUUCUAGGUCAUGCAGAUGGAAUCUGUCAUGUAUACAUCGACAAGGCUUGUAAUCUGGAUAUGGCUAAGCGCAUAGUUUCUGAUGCAAAGCUGGAUUAUCCAGCAGCCUGUAAUGCCAUGGAAACCCUUCUAGUGCAUAAGGAUUUAGAGCAGAACGCUGAGCUCAAUGAGCUCAUAUUUGCUCUUCAGAGCAAUGGAGUUACUUUGUAUGGUGGACCAAGAGCAAGUGCAAUACUGAACAUACCAGAAGCACCUUCGUUCAAGCAUGAGUACUGUUCCAAGUCUUGCACUGUUGAAGUUGUAGAUGAUGUUCAUGGUGCUAUAGAUCACAUUCACGGACAUGGGAGUGCACACACAGACUGCAUUGUGACAGAGGAUCCAGAAGUUGCAGAGCUAUUCCUUCGCCAAGUAGAUAGCGCUGCUGUGUUCCACAACGCAAGCACAAGAUUCUCUGAUGGUUUUCGAUUUGGACUUGGUGCUGAGGUGGGAAUAAGCACAGGCAGGAUCCAUGCCCGUGGUCCAGUGGGAGUGGAAGGGUUGCUUACAACAAGAUGGAUAAUGAGAGGAAACGGACAAGUUGUGGAUGGAGACAAUGGGAUUGCUUACACUCAUCAAGACAUUCCCAUCCAAGCUUAGAAGACUUUGUGUUGUGUGUGUGUUUGUAUUUGAGACUUUGAAGAGGAGAGGAUGGGCUUUUAGUUUUCCUCUCUGUAUCCUAUUUUACUAUUGUUAUAUUGAAACCCUCUCUCUUAUGAGAAGUGGUUUUGAUUUUAGGGGUUUAGGGAGUGUGCACCAAAAAUAAGUUCCAUUUUACCACAUGAAGAACAUUUUUAUUAUUAGCUUCUCUUCUUGUCCAAAACAAAACUCUUUGUAAGGCUACCUACACUACACCUUUCUGAUGUUAUCUUGUA
Molecule: messenger RNA, 2510 nt
Organism: Brassica oleracea var. oleracea
Lineage: Eukaryota; Viridiplantae; Streptophyta; Magnoliopsida; Brassicales; Brassicaceae
Product: delta-1-pyrroline-5-carboxylate synthase A
Exons: 19
Coding region: 82-2235 (717 amino acids)
Cellular component (GO): cytoplasm
Molecular function (GO): glutamate-5-semialdehyde dehydrogenase (NADP+) activity; ATP binding; glutamate 5-kinase activity
Source: RefSeq, a predicted model, not a curated record